CAUAACCCUUUUUUCUCAUGAAAUCUUCUACUGAUUUGUAGAUAUUUGGUUCAAUACUUGGAGUUUCAGCUGGAUUUGUACUUGGAAAGGAAGGUCCAAUGGUACAUACGGGGGCGUGCAUUGCAAACUUACUUGGUCAGGGAGGGUCACGCAAGUACCAUCUUACAUGCAAUUGGCUAAGAUAUUUCAAGAACGACAGGGAUAGGCGGGAUUUGAUUACGUGUGGGUGCGCGGCUGGAGUGGCCGCUGCCUUCCGCGCACCUGUUGGUGGCGUCCUGUUUGCUCUUGAGGAAGCAGCAUCAUGGUGGCGAAGUGCUCUUUUAUGGAGAGCAUUCUUUACAACUGCUGUUGUUGCUGUCGUGUUGAGGACUCUGAUUGAGUUCUGUCGCAGUGGAAAGUGUGGUCUCUUUGGGCAAGGUGGAUUGAUUAUGUUUGAUCUAAGUUCAACAGUUGCAACCUAUAGUAGUCCGGAUCUACUUGCAAUAAUUCUCCUUGGAAUAAUUGGUGGUAUAUUCGGAGGCCUCUUUAACUUUCUCUUGGAUAAAAUUCUUCGUAUUUACAGUAUUAUCAAUGAGAGAGGUGCUCCAUCCAAGAUCCUCCUCACUAUAAUAGUAUCAGUUAUCACAUCAAUGUGCUCCUAUGGCCUCCCUUGGCUUGCUUCGUGCACUCAAUGCCCCGAAGAUGCCGUGGAGCAAUGUCCUACCGUUGGUCGCUCUGGCAACUAUAAGAACUUUCAGUGCCCACCAGGGUAUUACAAUGGUAUGGCAUCACUUUUCUUCAAUACAAAUGAUGAUGCCAUACGCAAUCUUUUCAGCACUGGAACAGCGACUGAGUACCACAUGUCUAGUCUUUUCAUCUUCUUCGUUGCAAUCUAUUGCCUUGGACUUGUGACUUACGGAAUUGCCGUCCCAUCUGGUCUCUUCAUCCCUGUUAUCCUUGCUGGAGCCACAUACGGUCGAAUAGUGGGCACACUCUUGGGAUCCAUAUCAAGUCUUGACCCUGGACUUUUUGCGCUUCUUGGUGCGGCGUCUUUUCUCGGCGGAACAAUGAGAAUGACUGUGUCAGUCUGCGUGAUCCUUCUAGAACUCACCAAUGAUCUGCAAAUGCUCCCUUUGGUCAUGCUUGUUCUUCUAAUAUCGAAGACCAUAGCGGAUAGCUUUAACAAAGGGGUUUAUGAUCAGAUAGUGGUAAUGAAAGGUUUGCCGUACAUGGAGGCUCAUGCUGAACCGUACAUGAGACAUUUGGUUGCUGGUGAUGUUGUGACUGGCCCACUAAUCACCUUUUCAGGUGUUGAGAAGGUAGGCGACAUUGUUACUGCGUUGAGGAUCACGGGCCACAAUGGAUUUCCAGUGGUUGACGAGCCACCUCUAACAGAAGUGCCUGAGUUGGUUGGGCUUGUGAUCAGGUCACAUCUAUUGGUUUUGCUGAAAGGCAAGAUGUUCAUGAAGGAGCCAGUGAAAAUGAGCGGUAGCUUUGUUAUGGAAAGAUUUGGUGCCUUUGAUUUUGCUAAGGCAGGGUCAGGGAAGGGUUUAAAAAUUGAGGAUCUGCAUUUCACUGAUGAGGAGAUGCAAAUGUAUGUAGAUCUCCAUGCAAUUGCAAACACCUCGCCAUAUACAGUGGUUGAGACAAUGUCACUAGCAAAAGCUGCACUCCUAUUCCGAGAACUAGGAUUGAGACAUCUCUUGGUUGUUCCAAAGACCCCAUACAGGCCUCCCAUUGUUGGAAUUCUCACAAGGCAUGAUUUUGUGGCGGAACAUAUCCAUGACCUAUUCCCAAGUCUCAAUCCUCACAACUUUCAUUCAGCCUCAAUGGGAGGUUGAUUGUGAAUUUUUUUUGUUUCUUCUCAUUUACAAAAAUCAUAUAAGUCUUAUGUACAUCAAUCAGAUUGCGCUUUUGUAAUAAUAAUGUGGCCAGAUGGUUGGACGUCUGCCUAUUGCCAGAAGGUCAAGGAAGUUGGUGAACUGAUGACAGGGAAGCUGCCAACCCUAGUUUUCUAUUGUGAGCCUAUGACAGGAAUCAUUGUGCCAACUAUAGAUUAAACAUUCAAAACCCUGGAACUCGAAAGAUAAACAUACAUGCUAAAGUUUCUACAAAGCAUGUUUGAGUAUGAGAUUUUAGUUACAUUGAACUUCUGACAAUAUUUAAACAAGUAUGGUUCUCAUUUGCAAGUA
Molecule: messenger RNA, 2171 nt
Organism: Triticum aestivum (bread wheat)
Lineage: Eukaryota; Viridiplantae; Streptophyta; Magnoliopsida; Poales; Poaceae
Product: chloride channel protein CLC-c-like
Exons: 4
Coding region: 99-1820 (573 amino acids)
Biological process (GO): transmembrane transport; chloride transport
Cellular component (GO): intracellular membrane-bounded organelle; plant-type vacuole membrane
Molecular function (GO): voltage-gated chloride channel activity
Source: RefSeq, a predicted model, not a curated record